UUAAAAUGUAAUUAAACUUGAUAAUGAUUAAGAAAUGGGCUUUAAAAGAUGGGCCGAUUCUGAAACCCAAAUUUAUGUGGAAACCCUCUCUCGUGGUUAGGUGGUAAUUAUAUGCGUCGUUGAAACGCGAGGAAAUAAAGAGAAAUAGAAAACGCCAUUUUUCACCGUGCAAGCUUGAUCUCCUCCCUUCGCCGGAAAAUGGCCACUGGUGGAAAAGUCUCCUUCAAGGUCACUCUGACUUCGGACCCUAAGCUUCCUUUCAAAGUAUUCAGCGUUCCAGAGGGAGCUCCGUUCACGGCGGUUCUGAAAUUCGCGGCAGAGGAGUUCAAGGUUCCUCCGCAAACCAGCGCCAUCAUCACCAAUGAUGGGAUCGGGAUCAAUCCUCAACAGAGCGCAGGAAACGUGUUCCUGAAGCAUGGCUCUGAGCUAAGACUGAUCCCGCGUGAUAGAGUUGGAGCUGCGUUUGUGAUCGCUCCUUGAAUGUUGUAAGGAAUUGAGUAAAACUUUAAAAAAUUUAACAUGUUGAAAUGUUUUAUUGUACAACUUUUUUUUUUUCUCUUUGAAUAAAUAUGUGCUACUCCUUUAAGGGUGGGGUUUCGCCGUUUUGGUUAAACUCAUAUAUGUCUCGGUAUUAUUCAUGUUCAUCAAACAGAGUAUGCUUCUUCACUAUGAAUGCAAACUUAGAUGUAUAUGAGUCUGUUGUUAAUUCUUGUCAAAUAUUUGCGUUUGAGGAACAUUAUGGGUACGAAAGCAAGUAAUCAUUAUCAUAAAGUUUCACUUUAAAAGAAU
This is a messenger RNA of Thlaspi arvense, 789 nucleotides long. Lineage: Eukaryota; Viridiplantae; Streptophyta; Magnoliopsida; Brassicales; Brassicaceae. The record is from the annotation of a GenBank genome assembly.